Molecule: messenger RNA, 2173 nt
Organism: Plutella xylostella (diamondback moth)
Lineage: Eukaryota; Metazoa; Arthropoda; Insecta; Lepidoptera; Plutellidae
Gene: fest
Product: wurstfest
Source: RefSeq, a predicted model, not a curated record
GUCUUUCAUUUUCGCAUUCGUGAAGUUCAGUUUAUUAUGUAGCAUUUUCCAAUAUCGUUUAUCAAUCACUGGCUGUUCAUGUAUUUUGUAAAAUUGUGAAUUAUCUAAGAAAUAAUAAGUUGAAGCAAGUGUUGAAAUGGCUAAUGCAGAAUUUCGGAAGGAUGGCACCGUUCCUGUGCGCCCAAGAAGCGUGUACACCGCACAUUCAUACAAUCAGGAAGAGUGUUCGCUGUCCGCGUUCCAAGACUACAGCAAGUUCCUCGAGGGUGGCUUGGGACAGGCAGAGCUGGUCGGUGGGGCCGGGUGGCAGCCGCCGUGGCGCGGGCCCCUGCAGCGCAAGGCGCCGUUCUACCCUGGCGACGACAUCUACCAUGCCGAUACUUGGAGGGAGCUUGAGGUAACCGAUGUAGUGGGGGGUGCUGGAUACAACGCAUCCGUGACUCCUCACGGAACUGUGUGCCUGCGUCUCAGGGAUCGUGUCAAGGUGGACAUGACGAUCGACGGAGCGGUGCGCGUGACCAACGCAAAGAACAACAUAAUCCUGGCGCUGUCCCGCACGGGCGCCGCCGCCGCCCUCAUCCACCCCAACGGCCGCGUGUACCACUACGGCUCACGCGUUGAGAUCCAGGCGCGUCACCAGCAGGGCAACCAUAAGUACGCAAAGAUGUGGUACAAAGGCGUGUCGUUCACUGCUGAGCAAUGUGCGCUGGUGUACCUGGUGGACGCGGCCGGGACUCGAACCACGACUGACACCUUCCUCGAUAUGAGCCAGGACUUCACCCUCAAUGUCUUCUACAAUGAGUCUCGUCACGGCCCCUCGCACGUGAACGAAGCUCUGACGCUGCUGCAGGCGGCGCAGUACUGGCUCACGGACGACGGCAUCGACAACUGGAUCAUCAACAACGUGCGCAUCAGCCAGACCGCGGACGGACUCGUCAGGAUCCACCGCUGCAGCCACAAGUACCAGCUGCGCACGAGCCCCAGCAACGGGUCGGCGUCCAUCACCAGCCCCUUCCUGCACUGCACCGCCUCGCUGGGGCAGACCCAGCAUUUGUUCGUCAGACGCGGUGAACGUCGCAUGCACUUUGAUGGCAACUCAUUCAUCGUUCGCAAUGCCGGCCACUCCGCUGGCUUCGACGACAAGAACCAACUCAAGGUCUACUGAUACUGAACCAACUGAAUUGUACCGAUAUUAUCAUCACGAAGACAGGCAUGAUAAGUUAUAUAGAUCACUCAAAAGUAACGAACAUUCCUCGAAUCCAAUAAUUGAUGUCCCACUCCCCAUUUUUAUAUUGAGGUAGGUAUUAGUGAUCCGAUGUACACUGGACUUGUAACCAGAUCGCCACUAAGCACUCAUUAUUCUUGCCAUCAUGUGUUUUCCUUUGCCCUGUAUCACCUUGAGUUGUUUACUGUUCUUGUUAUAUAGCCUUAUGUUUUUGUUCAAAUAGUGAUUCCCAAACUCAGCAAUAUAACAUCAACCACAUUAAUUACCUACCAAUUUUAUUAUUUUAACAGACUCGUUAACUAUCUUUAUAUUAGAUAUUUUACAUGACUGCUGGUAUAUAUUACAAUCGAAUAAUACUCCUAUGUUGUAUAGUAUUGAAGCAGAUCAUUCUUCCUUUCUCUUUAUUAUCUUUUUGAUGAAGCUGACAAGAAGUGACGAUCCCAUUUAAUUUUUUAACGAAGUGUGUAAAGCUUGUCAAUGUUUUUACUUACUACAUUUUAAUGAGUUAAAAUAGGUUCCUAUAUUUUUCAUGCAAUCACCACUUAAUUGCAUGGGGAGCCCUGCUUUUAUUUUUAUCAUGGCCUUGACUAGGACUGAUUUUACAGUAUUAUAAGUUUACAGUUUCGUGAUAUUUCGUUUUCUAACUUCUAAUAUCAAUCAUUUUAGCUACCUUAGCAUUUGUACCUACGGUCAUCGAUUCUAGUGAAUCUAGACAUAAUAUAUAGGUACCUAAGUUGUUUCACUGUUACAAUGUGUGAUAUAUUCUAAAAUAGUAAUUAAGUCCUAAUCAAGGUCAAUAACGUUUAUCAUACUUUUAAAACUUAUAUUAUUUUGGCAACAUGAUAAGGUUUUGUUAUUAGUGUAUAAAAUUUCAGGUAGAUACUAUGGAAUACUAAUGGUAACUAUGUAUCAUGAAUUGAUGAAAAUAAAAUUGAUUAUUCCAUAAAA